CAGGCAGCUCAAGGAAUAUGUUGCAUCAGACAGUUUUUCAUCUCUUCGGAUUGUCAUUUUUGGUCCAGGUGUCACUGCAGGGACCACACCAGCGGUACUUGUUGAAGGAGCUACUGAAGGAUUACAACCGUAUGGAGAGGCCAGUGGCUAAUGACUCUCUCCCCAUCACCGUCAAAUUUUCCAUGAUCCUCGUCCAGAUUAUGGAUGUGGAUGAGAAGAACCAGAUUCUCACAACCAAUAUGUGGCUUCAGAUGCAUUGGUAUGACCAUUAUCUCCAGUGGAACCAGUCUGAAUACCCUGGGGUAAAGAACCUGAGAUUUACCACUGACCAGGUGUGGACUCCCGAUAUCCUUCUCUACAACAGUGCCGAUGACAAGUUUGACUCUACCUUCAAGACUAAUGUUCUAGUUAAUUCCAGCGGCUUCUGUCAGUACCUGCCACCUGGAAUCUUCGUGAGCACAUGCAAUGUAGAUGUUCGCUGGUUCCCCUUUGACAUACAAAGGUGUGAGCUUAAAUUUGGCUCCUGGACAUUUGAUGGCUGGCUGCUUGAUCUGCAGAUGAAUGAGGCUGAUAUUUCUGGGUAUAUGCCAAAUGGAGAGUGGGACCUGUUAGGUGUUCCAGGCAACCGAAACGUUGUAUUCUAUGACUGCUGUAAGGAACCAUACCCAGAUGUGACGUUCAUAGUGACCAUCCGGCGGCGCACGUUGUACUACGCCCUCAACCUGCUGAUCCCCUGUGUACUUCUAUCCUCAAUGACUCUUCUCAUAUUCCUGCUUCCAGCCAACUCAGGGGAGAAGAUCUCCCUGGGUAUCACAGUGCUUUUGUCUCUUACUGUUUUUAUGUUGCUGGUAGCAGAAAUCAUGCCUGCCACAUCAGACUCUAUACCACUUAUAGGCCAAUACUUUGCAAGUACGAUGAUCAUCGUGGGUAUGUCUGUGGUGGCUACGGUAAUGGUGCUGCAGUAUCAUCAUCAUGACCCCAAUGGAGGAGACAUGCCGAAAUGGGUGCAGGUAAUCCUAUUUCAGUGGGUAGCUUGGUUUUUGCGUAUGAAGCGUCCUGGAGAUGGUAUGGGCUCCAACCGACACUCCUGCACACCCACGCUACGCCGCUGCUCCUCUGGCUCCCAGAGCAGGAGCAUUCCCAACCCACCGGAGCAAUCAUUACACUCCAUGCACAGCCAGAAUCUUCCACAGGCUCACAAUUCCCUACCACAUUUGCACAAUCAGUCCAGUGCCAACAAUAAUGGCAACCUGCUCUACAUCAGCUUCCAGAACCUAGAAGAGCCACCCCUCAUCCCCGACCCAUCUCAGAGGAUCAACACUAUGAGUCGGAAGGGAGGUCCUGGCAGUAUGGCCAAUAGUCCACCACCCCACAUGCCACCACAGUUUAGCAGCCCCCCACCUCCUGCCCCUAACAUGGACACCAUGGGUUUUUCUAGUACAGUCUCCAGCAACUUUGCUUUGGGAGCAGGGGGUGGUUGCCUUACGGUAUCCCAAGCUGGGAUGGGUGACCCCCGGCUGCAGGCCAUUCUUGAAGAGGUGCGCUUUGUGGCAGACCGCUUUCGGGAGCAGGGUGAAAGUGAGGUGAUCGCUGACCAGUGGAAAUUUGCAGCAGCUGUCAUAGACCGCCUUUGCCUGGUUGCCUUCAGCAUCUUCAACAUCAUCUGCACUAUUUCCAUCCUCAUGUCUGCCCCUAACUUUGUGGAAGCAGUGUCCAAGGACUUCCUCUAAAGAACCACUUGAAGGUGCUUGUACUGUGUUAGCUAGGAAAAGUGCAGCUCAGAAUCUGCAUCUUACACUGUAAGAGAAAAGAGUGUUCAUUGAGUUAAAAAGUAAAUAAAAAGUGUCAGAAAAUGAUGUCUGGUAGAGGAGGUUAAUCCUGCAUUUGAAACAGACAGCAGAGGGGGUUAAACCAAUUUAUUUGCCAUAAAUUUAAUCAGAA
Scleropages formosus (Asian bonytongue) is the source of this 1941-nucleotide messenger RNA. RefSeq names its product neuronal acetylcholine receptor subunit alpha-7-like. Gene Ontology annotation, molecular function: transmembrane signaling receptor activity; acetylcholine-gated monoatomic cation-selective channel activity. Gene Ontology annotation, cellular component: postsynaptic membrane. Gene Ontology annotation, biological process: monoatomic ion transmembrane transport. The record is from RefSeq and is a predicted model, not a curated record. Lineage: Eukaryota; Metazoa; Chordata; Actinopteri; Osteoglossiformes; Osteoglossidae. The transcript is spliced from 10 exons. Bases 18 to 1730 code for a protein of 570 amino acids.